Molecule: messenger RNA, 7628 nt
Organism: Vombatus ursinus (common wombat)
Lineage: Eukaryota; Metazoa; Chordata; Mammalia; Diprotodontia; Vombatidae
Gene: NLRC5
Product: NLR family CARD domain containing 5
Exons: 50
Coding region: 388-6075 (1895 amino acids)
Molecular function (GO): protein binding
Source: RefSeq, a predicted model, not a curated record
AUCAUGGCUGGCAGGGCUCCAACCCCCAUGUUUACCUGCUAAGGCUGCACUGGACCUCAUUUAUUGGCACAUUGGCUUCAGGUCCCCCUCUUUCAUCUUCUGUCUUCCGCUUCCUUUCCCUUUGCCGAAGAUGUCCUACUUGCCACAGCCUCAGGGCCUUCCAUGAAUUUUAUCCGAAAUUUUCCAAGGUGUUCAAAGGAAGAAAGUAUUGCAACAUUGUGGGCAGAUAAAAGAGACACUCUACAGUGGAGUGAUUCUUAGAACAUCAUGUCCUGGUACACACUCAGGAACUGGAACCCAGGCUCUUAUGCCCUUGAGAACUUCCAUCUUGCCAUUUAGAACAUUUAUGAUGAAUCUUCUCAUCCAACAAACCAGUGCUGGAUCUAGAUGGACUCCUUAAACUUGCAGGAUGAUGUGGAAAGCCUGCAACACCAUCUUGUGGGGGUGCUCAGUAAGGACCUUGAAUGGCUGACCUUGAAGGCCAAGUUCUUCCUGCCUGACCUAGACCUGACUCCUGUGGACGAGGCCCCAGAUCCCACCCAGAAAGUCUCCCUGCUCCUUGGCAAACUGAGAGCCCAUGGCCCCUCUACAUGGCGGACCUUCAUCCAUUGUGUCUGCAUGGAACACACCAUGCCCCUGCACUUGGAGACCAUGCUCCUGAGUGUCUGGGGUACAGACAGUGAGGUUCCAAGCCAGAACAGAUACUUCUGCGAGGAUGCCUUUCCUAAGUCCCAGCUCCAUCAUUCAGGCCUCAAGCGACCCUCCUCAGAGAUAGGCUCCUCACCUCAUCGAAAAUGUUCCAGGCAGCAGCAGCUAGGGUCGGUCAGAAGGUAUGAGAAGCUCCUGAGGACGUUGGUCCUGCAGAGGUAUGGGAGUACACAAGUAAGAACCACCGUGCCCCAGAAAGGACGGCCAUUCUCCUUCAGCCAGACCUACGUGGACCUAGUUGUGCGUCGGGGCAAGGUAACCUGGCUGAAGGAGAACCCAGAGAAACCACGGGGCGAUGCUCUGUCAGGACCUCUUGAGGUAGAGGAUGGGGCUGAUUUGAAGGUCCAGGACCUCUUCAAGGGCCAGUCAGGUGCAGGCACCAAGGUGACAGUCUUGCUUGGGAAGCCGGGGGCAGGAAAGAGCAUGCUGAUGCAUCGAAUCUGCCAGAUGUGGGCCAACAGCGAGCUGGACCAGUUCAGCAAGGUCUUCCUCUUUGAAUUCCGCCAGCUUAACCUAGUGAACCAGGAGCUGACCCUUCCCCAGCUCCUCUUUGAGUUAUACCUGAGCCCAGAGGAUGAGCCUGGUGCCAUCUUCCAGCAUCUUCAGGAGAAUGCCCAGCGAGUUCUGCUAGUCUUCGAUGGGCUGGAUGAGUUCCUCUUCCCCUGGCCCAGUCAGGGGCGCUGUGGUGAGGACUCCCUGGAUCCGACCCUACCUCUGCCUGUUGCCACACUGUUCUCUAGCCUCUGUAGUGGAUCCCUCUUGCCAGGCUGCUGGGUGGUGACCACCUCACGCCCUGGGAAGAUUCCAGACUUCUUACUGGAAACAGCCACAUCAGUGUUUGAGGUCUGGGGGUUUGAAUGGCUGCAGAUCGAGAAGUAUGUCAGCAACUUCUUCCAUGGAUUGCCCUUUCGGGAUACGGCCCUCACUGAACUCAGGGACAAUACCCAGCUCCAGAGCCUGUGCACUGUCCCAGCUCUGUGUUGUAUCAUCUGCAUCUGUCUCUAUCACCUCCUGCUCCAGGGCAGUACCAUUAACUUUCCCUCAACAGUCACCCAGGUCUAUAUGCAGAUGCUCCAUGUCUUCAUCAGCCGGAAGCAGGGGGCCUCUGAGGACAAGGACGCCUGGAUGAGCAAGGACUCCCAGGCUCUUCUGGGCCUUGGUGAACUAGCCUUCAAUGGGCUAAAGGUCAAGCAAAUAGUAUUCUACCCAGGUAAUAUACCUGAACGGGUAGUGGCCUUUGCAGCUACCCACAACCUACUGUCCUCCUUUAGGGUAAGGACAGGAAUCCAGCAGCAGAAGACAUGCUAUGCCUUUGUCCACCUCAGCCUCCAGGAGUUCUUUGCAGCCCUGUAUCUGAUGGUGAGCCCCAACAUAGAUAAGGCUGAUGUGGGCUGCCACUUCUUUCUCAAGUCCAAAUGGUCCCUGAGGACCAAAGCCAGGACAGAACUCCUGGAUCGCUUCCAUACCUUUUUGUCGGGCUUCUCCUCCCAGACCUGCCAGCCCUUCCUGAGUCAUUUGUCACAACAGGAUGAAGCCUGGGUGGGUACCAAGCAGGCAGCCAUCCGGCAAGUGUUACAGGGACUGGCAGCCCGAAACCUAACAGGACCCAAGAUGAUACAGCUGUGCCACUGUGUCAGGGAGACCCAGGAUGCUGAGCUGGUUAAGCAGGCUGGCAGGCACCUUCCUUUCAGUCUGGACUUCCAUAAUUUCCCCCUGAACUACACAGAUUUGGCUGCGCUGACCUCUCUUAUCAACCACGCUUCUGCUUCUGUGCAUCUCGAUUUUUCUGGGUGCUCUUUGGAGCCUCAGUGCCUCGAUGCCCUAGCUGGCUGUGAGAAAAUUGAAAGUCUCAGGGUUAGAAGCAGGAAGUGCAGAGAUGCUUUUGCAGAAGCCCUCUCCAGGACAUUGCCAACAAUGAAAAAUCUGAGGAAACUUGAGUUAACUGGAAAUAACAUCUCAGUUCAAGGCAUUGGCCACCUGGCACAAGCGUUUACAGACUGCCUUCAGCUGGAAGAGAUUAAUUUGCAGGACAACAGAUUGAAUGAUUCUUCAUGUGUAAAGAUCAUUGAGAUACUCCACAAGAUGCAGCGGUUACAGAAAAUUGACUUAAGCCGAAAUGCAGUUUCUGUCUCGGCGGUCCUUGCCUUGGCAAAGGAAGCAGUUUCUUACCCCAGAGUUACCACCUUGGAGGUUAGGCAAGCACAGAUCAUCAUUCUCUUCUUUGUAUCCUCAGGAAAGACUCUGGAAAUGCCUCGAUCCCAGAAUGUGAAGAAAAAUGAGCCCCUAAAGAAAAUUAUGACUCAGGCCAGAAAACUAACAUUCAGGCUUCAGAAAUGCAACCUUGCUGUCCACCAUGCUAAGGAGAUAGCUAAGAUGCUCAAGCACAGGCCCUGCCUGGAAGAAGUAGAUUUGUCAGGAAACCAGCUGGAAGAUGAAGGCUGCCGGGAGCUAGCAGAGACCUUGCCUGAUUUACAGAUCGCCAAACAGUUUAACAUCAGUGACAAUGAGCUAUCCCAGUCUAGUAUAUAUUGCUUGCUGACUUCAGCCAAUGCCUGCAAGAAUGUGGUGGAGCUAGAUAUCAGCCUGAAGAACAAAACUGCCAUCUUUAGAUUUGCUGGGGAUCAGGAGAACGAUGAAGCCCAGCCCAGAGCUACAGUUUCAAAUACUCAGCUGUCCAGCAACAGCCCUGAACCGCCGUCCCCUUCUGCCAGGGUGAUCAGACUGAGACACUGCGGUUUUCAGUCCAGGGACCUUGAGAAGCUGUGUCGGGAGCUGGGCAGCUGCAGCCAUCUUGACUUAUCCAAUAACCAUUUGGGCAACAAAGGCAUUGAGAAACUGACUCACCUCCUCCCUGGCCUGAGAUCCCUGCAGUUCCUGAUCUUGAAUGAGAAUAGAGCAUCCUUGAAAGCUGUGUUCUGCUUAGCGUCAACUUUCUCUGACCUGGAGUGGAUCCAUGAGGUAGACAUCAGCUUGGGAAGACAACAGUCCAUCUCUGUGAGAUGCAUUGGGAGAGCCAGGGAACAAAGUACCUGUGGACAAUGGGCAAAGCGGAAGACUCAGCAGGAAUCCCUAGAGUGGGAUGCACACUUCCCCAAGAGCUUUUGUCUCAGAGAGUGUCAAAUGGACCCCCCAAACUUAAAAAAACUGCUCCGGAUUCUGAAGAUGUGCCAAGGACUGCUGGAGAUCAAAUUCUCACAUGUUACCAUGAAUGAUCAGAGCAUUGAGAUGCUACUCGACCACUUAUCCCAGCUUCACAAUCUGAACUUGUUACUACUCAGCCAGACCACUUUGUCUCUAAAUAGCAUCUUCUUGCUGACCAGUGCCAUUAGCCUAUGUGAACAAAUUCAAAAGGUGGAAGUCAGGUCCCAGAAUUAUGUCUGUCUGUACUUUACUCCUGGCAAGAGGAAAGGAGUGUCCUGUAGGCUCACAGAUUGUUGCAUCAGCCAAGUGGAUAUGGAGCAGCUGUGCCAUAUACUAGGGCGGUGCAAAGAUCUGGGUCACCUUGAUCUGUCAGGAAACUUGCUGGGUGACGAAGGGCUCAAAUAUCUUCUGAAGCAUUUACCUCAGAUGAAUCUCUCUGGCUCACUCAAUCUAAGCCGUAAUAACAUCUCUCAGGAGGGUGCUCUACUCUGCUCCACCAUUGCUCUCUCCACCUGCACACAGGCCCAUGAAGUCUCGGUCAGCCUGGAUCCAGAGCAGAAGUUUCUGAUACAGUUCACAGAGCACCAAGAGCCCAGAAAGAUCCUGAGGCUGAGCAGAUUCAACUUCCAGCAAGAGCACAUCAGGAGGCUGGCCACCCUGGUGGGGCAAGUGCCAAAGCUGACUGAUCUCAUAUUGGCCAAUAACACAGUAUCACUACCAGGGUUGCAGCUUCUCUUGAAUUUAGUGAGAAUGCCACCAGGGAUGCUGAGGAUCAGUGUUGAAGAGCCAUGGAUGACCAUGACCAGUGUCACCGCCCUGCUAGAUGCAAGCAUCCAGGCUUCAGGCAACAUCACUAAGAUAAGCAUCUCCAGACAACAGUCUCUCCUCCAUAUCGAAGAGGCAUUUCCCCAGCAGACAGAGAAUCCUGCAGUCGCAAUUUUCAGACUGGCUCAGUGUGACCUAGGAGCUGGUCAGACAUUUCCUUGCAGACUGAUCCAGUAUGACCUAGCAGCCAGCCAGAACCUUGCCAUCAGGCGGGUAGUUGAAAAGUACAUCAGACUGCAGGAGCUUAGCUGGUCCCAGGUUCACUUGUGUGAUGCCAGCACCCAGCUACUCAAGACUCUGCUUCUGUCUCUCCUUGAAUUGAAGAAACUCAGGCUGACAGCUAUCGUGGUGAGCCCAGAGGGGGUGCGCCAGGUAGCAUCUGGGCUGAGUCAUUGCAAUACUGUGGAAGAGCUAGAUCUAUCCAAGAAUGAGUUCGGUGUGGAAAGCACCAGGGUGCUAAUGGGAGCUCUGGAAGGGAAGUGCCAACUUAGGAGUCUGAACCUCAGUUCCCUGCAACUGGAUGUCCUGGUAUUGAAUGAACUAGCCCAGAGACUUCGGGGAAUGUCCCUCCUACAAAGACUUGACUUGAGCAACAGUGGCCUCAGCAGCAUCGGUUGCUCCCACCUGUCAGCUUGCCUCAGGAAUGCUACCAACUUAGAAGAUCUGAACUUGAGCCGCAACAAGAUUGAAGAUGCUGGGGUGCAGCAUUUAUCACCCAUCCUGCCCACAUUGCUGCAGCUCAGAAAGAUUGACCUCUCAUGGAACGGCAUCAGCCCAACAGGAGGCCAGAAGCUAGCUGAGGCACUGACGCUCUGUGUCCAGGUGGAGGAGUUACACUUGGGGGCCAACACAAUGGGGGACCUGAUGGCCAUAAGGCUUGCCCAGAACCUGCCACAAAAUCUGAAAGUCUUGUACCUUUGUUCCAACCAGAUUGGCACCGAGGGAACACUGAGCCUGGGCCAGGCCCUUGCCAGAUGCCAGUCGAUAGAAGAGGUCAGCUUGGAAGAGAACAUCUUUGCUGAAGGGAUUCUGCCUCUCUCAAAGGGACUCCUGAAGCUCAGAAAGAUUAACCUCACAUCCUGCAAGAUUAACGACCAGAUGACCAAACCUCUUGCCAGCAGCUUGGUUCUCUGCCAUGACCUUGAGGAGAUCCUGUUGGCCUGGAAUUCCCUUGGGAACGAAGGGGCCACUGAACUAGCCCGUGUUCUGCCUCAGAUGAACCAGUUGAAGAAAUUGGAUUUGGAAGGCAAUCAGAUCGGUUCCCUGGGAGCACAGCUGCUGGCAAAGGGGUUAGCCAAGGGUCCUGGAAUUCAAGUCAUAUGCAGCCUGUGGAAGAAUCCAGUCCCCAAGGACACAGCCCAGUUGCUCCAGAGCCAGGAUCCCAGACUGAACUUCUCCUAACCGACCCCAGUGGAGCCCCAGGACUCCUCCCUUAGGUUCACCAGAUCCACGCAAGAUGGAUGUAUGCCCCCUUUGCAGAGUGGGGGUCCAACCAGAUGCAGAUUCAAGGAGAGGAUUCUCCUCGUCCUGGAAUGUCCCUGCUGUGGGGUCAGUGGGAUGCAAGCUGCCAGGCAGGCCCCUCCUCUCCUGCACCAUCCCUCGAGGAAGGUAUCUGCUUUGGACUGGACAAGGCAGGGCAGGCACAUUGCCUGUCAGUGUGAAAUCAGUUUGCUCAUCUGUAAAAGUGGAGCUGGAUGAUCUGUAAAGGUCCCUUCCAGCUCCAACAUUUUACGGUCCUGGGAGUCUAAAGCGAUACCAUGGAAAGUGAGCAUUGGCUCUGGAGUCAGAGGGUCUGGGCUUAGAUCUAGCCUCUGAUGCUUACUCUCUCUAUGACUUUAUGCAAGUCCCUGGAUUCCCCUGGGCCUCACGUUUCCUUUUCUGUUAAAUGAUGAGGUCGAACCUCGAAUACAUUUAUGCUCCUAUCUAUGUGUGUUUGCAAUGGAGGAAGUGCUACAUAGAGUAGUGGAGUUUAAUCUGUUGUGUAACAAGGAAUAUAAAAUAUGGUGUGAUGCAGGGACAGAGGCAUAACCAGCUUCCAAUUGGCAUCAGUCUGAUCUGGGUCCUGUUUUCAUUAUUUCUUUUUUAAUUAAGCAUGUAUAUACCACAUUCCCAGGAUGACUGAACUGGAGAAACGCUCUAUCCUUUGGAGGUCUCACCCAGCCUCCCCACUAGACCUUUAGGUUGGGCUGGGGGGGAAGGUGGGACGGCACCCAUCCAAGCAGCUGGUGCACUGGCCACUGAGUCAGGACUCCUGGAUUCUAGUCCCAGCUGUCUCAUGGAUUUAUAUGCGUGACUUCGGGCAAGUCAUUUCCUCCACCGUACUGCUUAUAAUGUCCAUCUGGCAUCGAGGAUUGGUUUCUCCCUUCUAUCUCUGAAAUUCUGUUAUUCAAUGGUAUAAAGUUUUGAGUCUAGGUUUCCUCCCAGGGUCCUCAAGGCUUCCCUUCCCCCUUCAUUCAACUACUGAGCAACUGUUGAAUACCUUGUUUGCACAUAAUUUUUGCUUGUUGUCUCCUCGGGAGGCUGUAAGCUUCUUGAGGAUUGGCAUUGUUUUUGCCUUUCUCUGUAUAGGAGUGGGCAGAGCAAUGUGGGGUGUGAAGAUGCACUGAAAACCCUCCGGGCAUGUGGAUCUGAAAGGAGGGGUCCUGGGUUCAAGUCCCACUUCUUUUAUUUAUUUUGUGACCUUGGAUAUGUAUCAUACCUUCUCUGAACUUGGACUUCCACAUCUGCAAAAUAAAGAUUAUACUACUUGAACUAACUUGCUAAAAUGAUAGAAGCACUGAGGCUAGAGUCAGAGACCAAGAGUUAUUUAACCUCUGUGAGCUUCAACUUCCUCAUCUAUAAAAGGAAGCAGUUGAACAGGGUGAUCUCAAAGGUCUCCUCCGGCUCCAGAUCUCUGAUUCUAUGUGCCUACCUCAAAAUGUGUUUAUAAAUAUUAAAGCGUAAUGAGAAGUCUA